AUGGCUCUGGCUCGCUCUGGCUCCCUCCGUCGCUCCCUCUUGCGUUUUCGAGUGCUCAAGUUGCCACCCUCUCGGUCACGCUCCCCUGGCCGCCUCCUUCCACUUCAAGGGCAUAGCCGUGGGCAAAACCUUGAUGCGCCGUCGCCGAGAUGGCGGUUGACGUUUGACGAUAAAAGGAGCCGCAUCUCCAGGCCAUCCAUUGUCCGUUUUCGAAGAGAUCAUCAUCGAAGCAAUAUUCUCUUCUGUCUAUCUCAAACCCUCAUCGAGGCUUCAAGCUCCCCGACGGUCAUCAUCAACCAUACCAACAAUCCUUCCCAAGGCUUCGCCAUGUGCCCCAGCCAGCGUACCCAGCAGCCGGCCGCUCGCCGGGUCCAGUACAUGUGGAUCUGCCACAACUGCGCCGGCGGUACCAUGCUGUACGAUACGACGCCCGCCUGCGUCUUUUGCGGCCACAUUCGAUGCGCCUACUGCGUCGUCAGCCGGGAUUUGGUUUGA
This is a messenger RNA of Drechmeria coniospora, 495 nucleotides long. RefSeq lists its product as uncharacterized. Bases 1 to 495 code for a protein of 164 amino acids. The record is from RefSeq and is a predicted model, not a curated record. The transcript has a single exon. NCBI's taxonomy places the organism in Eukaryota, Fungi, Ascomycota, Sordariomycetes, Hypocreales, Ophiocordycipitaceae.